AUGUUCAGGCGAUUCUCCAAAAAGAAGCGCACCUCAACAGACAGGGCCAAAGACUACAACUCCUCGAGGUCAGAAGAUCAAACCCCCUCGACAAAAUACACCUACAAUGCAGCUGAGGAGGAAGAAUUCAUUGAACAAAUGCAGAGACAGAACAAGCUAUCCAUGGGAAUUUCAGAGCAGAGGAGAGCAAUAGUCUGGCAAGCUGCAAUGGGUGGGCAAGAUCUGUACCGCUCAAGCGAAGGAACCUAUGCCCAACUUCUAUUAAGAACCUCUGUGUGGGAAUCCCAAAUAAGAAAAGACGUUCCUCGCACAUUAUGCUCGCAUCCCCUGUUCAAGGACCAAGGUGGGUCAGGGCAGAGGGUUCUGUUCAAUGUUCUCAAGGCUUAUUCAGUCUAUGAUGUCGAGCUCGGAUAUACCCAAUCCAUGAAUUUUGUGGCGGCGGUUCUGCUGCUCCACAUGACCCAGGAGGAAGCAUUUUGGAGCUUAGUGGGCCUGCUCAGAGGCGGAGAAUUGGGUGAACCGCUGCGAAAUCUUUAUCUCCCUGGACUGCCCCUUGUGAAUCAGUACUCAUUUCAGCUAUGGAGGCUUCUGCAGGAGCAUCUGUGUGAUGUUGCAGAGCAUUUCCAGCGCCAUGAGGUGAAAACCAUUGUGUUUGCAGCCCAAUGGUUUAUGACCCUGUUUGUUUAUAAUCUGCCUCUUCAUGUUGUGGAGAGGGUGUGGGAUGUGUUUGUGUUUGAGGGGGUCAGAGUUCUUUUCCAGGUAGGCUUGGCUCUUAUCAGGUACCAUGGUCGUGCUCUGCUCCAGUGGGAUUGUGGUGAGAUUGUGGGGGCAUUGGCCCGGUUUCAGGACAUGGAUGCCCAUGUACUCUUGAGACUGGCCACUUCCAUUAGGAUUACCAAUACCCAGUUGGAGGAACUUAGAUUAGAGUACUGGACAAUGAAUAAGGAAACUAGACAUAUGCUUUACUAA
Molecule: messenger RNA, 969 nt
Organism: Cryptomeria japonica (Japanese cedar)
Lineage: Eukaryota; Viridiplantae; Streptophyta; Pinopsida; Cupressales; Cupressaceae
Exons: 1
Coding region: 1-969 (322 amino acids)
Source: RefSeq, a predicted model, not a curated record